Oncorhynchus mykiss (rainbow trout) is the source of this 1292-nucleotide messenger RNA. RefSeq names its product macrophage myristoylated alanine-rich C kinase-like protein. Gene Ontology annotation, cellular component: cytoplasm; plasma membrane. Lineage: Eukaryota; Metazoa; Chordata; Actinopteri; Salmoniformes; Salmonidae. Gene Ontology annotation, biological process: central nervous system development; actin filament organization. The record is from RefSeq and is marked provisional. Gene Ontology annotation, molecular function: actin filament binding; calmodulin binding.
CUUCUACGGGAGCGACAGGUUGAAGUGCGAGGAAAAGUAAAAGAGACUAGCUAUUUUUUUCUUCAAAGGACAACCCCCCCCCCAAAAAAAAUUAUACGAUCGCCUUUUAUUUUUGCCAUUGGAUCCAUAACACUGCGCAGGGGCUGGAUUAAAUUGAGACCACUUUUUGUGUUUUUCCUUUGAAAUUUUCUUUAAAAACACCGAACAACGAUGGGUUCCCAAGCGUCCAAAGGAGAGGUAGUCGUGGAGGCGAAAGCUGCUGCCGCGGACGCGGCUUCAGUCAAAACGAACGGACAGGAGAAUGGCCAUGUCAAAUCCAAUGGUGACGUCUCGGCCACAGAGACGGCUGCGACCAACGGUUCCACUGACGCCGCCGAGGAGCCCGAGGCUGGCGCGGGAGGGGACGCCAUCGAGCCAGCGCCAGCCGCCGACAAGGAUGCCGCCAAACCGGUAGGUGAGGCCGCCACCAAGGAUACCCCUAAGAAAAAAAAGAAGUUCUCUUUGAAGAAAUCAUUCAACUUCAAGGGCCUGAAACUGAAGAAGACCAAGAAAGAGGAGGUGGUGAAGGAGGAGGCGGCCGCUCCCGCUGAGGAGAAACCAGCUGAGAACGGAGCCGCUGUGGCUUCGGAGGAGAAGAAAGAGGAGGUGGUGAAGGAGGAGGCUACUGCUCCUGCUACAGAAGCCCCGAAGGCAGAGGAGGUGCAGGCUAAAGCUGAGGAGGUGAAGGAGGCUCCUAAGGAGGAGGUGAAGGUGGAGGUGAAGGAGGCGGCUGCCGCUGCUCCUGCCCCAGAGCCCACCAAACCAACAGAGGAGACCAGCUCGACCCCCACGGCAGCAGCUCCCUCCCAACAGAAAGCAGAGUGAUUGUAUCUUUACCCACAACAAGGACUGUGAACUGUUUUUCAAGAGAGAGAGAAAAAAAUUGAGUUAUAUAUAUAUAUAUAUUUAUAUAUGUGUGUAUAUGUAUACAUAUGUAUAGAUAUAUGUAUAUGUAAAUAUGUACACAUUUAUGUGAGAGACUCCUUCGUGCCACUUUUGUCAUGGUAACAAGAUGACAGACUAGAUUCACUAGUUCACUUCCCUGGUUACGACCCCUGGUUACAGCGAGACAUCUGAACCCGUUGUUAGUAUUAUGUGCUGAUUGCUGUGGGACAACGGGGAGAGUGGAAGACACAGUUAUGGAUGGGAGUUGAGUUGACGUGUCUUUCUCAAAACACCCAGCUCAAAAAGAUGCAUCAACGCGAACGAGCGAGACACCAACCAACCACCACAUUAAAUAAAAAAAUAAACAA